AUGAAGUCCUCUCUGUCUCAGACUCUGUGUCCAGAGUGUGAUGAAGACCUCUCUGUCUCAGACUGUGUCCAGAGUGUGAUGAAGACCUCUGUACUCUGUGUCCAGAGUGUGAUGAAGACCUCUCUGUCUCAGACUCUGUGUCCAGAGUGUGAUGAAGACCUCUGUCUCAGACUCUGUGUCCAGAGUGUGAUGAAGACCUCUGUGUCUCAGACUCUGUGUCCAGAGUGUGAUGAAGACCUCUGUAGUGUGAUGAAGACCUCUGUGUCUCAGACUCUGUGUCCAGAGUGUGAUGAAGACCUCUGUCUCAGACUCUGUGUCCAGAGUGUGAUGAAGACCUCUCUGUCUCAGACUCUGUGUCCAGAGUGUGAUGAAGUCCUCUCUGUCUCAGACUCUGUGUCCAGAGUGUGA
Molecule: messenger RNA, 408 nt
Organism: Knipowitschia caucasica
Lineage: Eukaryota; Metazoa; Chordata; Actinopteri; Gobiiformes; Gobiidae
Source: the annotation of a GenBank genome assembly